Molecule: messenger RNA, 309 nt
Organism: Saccostrea cuccullata (small rock oyster)
Lineage: Eukaryota; Metazoa; Mollusca; Bivalvia; Ostreida; Ostreidae
Product: angiopoietin-2-like
Exons: 2
Coding region: 1-309 (102 amino acids)
Source: RefSeq, a predicted model, not a curated record
AUGUAUGACCAAUUCUCUGUCUCAGAUGAACCAGGGAAAUAUCAACUCUUUCUUGCAGGACCUGCCACGGGGACCUUAGCAAAGAUCUGUCUGGGAUGUACUUCACCACCCCAGAGAGAUAAUGACGGGUGGAGUGGUGGUAACUGUGCUGAUACCAGUACCAUUAGAGGAGGCUGGUGGUUCACAGCCUGCAACCACUCCUUCCUUAACGGCCCCUGGCCCCCGAGGGACUGGUCCUACCCAUGGUCUCCUAAAGUAAUUAGUGGGAAACCAGUGAGGGGGACCACCAUGAUGAUCAGACGUCACUAG